CCUAACUGUAACAAACAAACACACACACACUUAUAUUAUACAUAUUUUUUAGAUUUAGUCUUUUUACCUGAAAGGAAAAAUUUUUUAAAUUGCUUAAAUUGUAAAAGAAAAAUUCUCGAAUUUUCGUUUUUGUUUGGAAAAUGGAAACGGAUGUACAUAAUUUUUCCCUCUUGUAUUUAAUCACCUUAAAUAUAUAUUUGACUUAUGCAAAGUGCACGUUCCGAGUGUUUCUCUAAUGAUUUCCCUGAACACUCGAGAAAGUUUCCUUAAUCCGCUUUUAAAAAGGGUUUAAAUUGGGGAGAAAGUUUCGAAAAAUCGUCUCCGAAACAUUUUGGAUGAAAAAUCCAAGUCAGUUCAUUGAUCCACGUCGAAGGGUGAGCAAGUGCUUCGAAAAUGCGAAUACUGGCGGUAAUUUUUGUUGCUAAUAGCAACCAUUCACAACGCACACUGCGAUGACGGCUCUAGAAGCAGAAGAUUGGCCUUGGAUUUUGGCGGUGUAGUGGAUAACGCUUUGGGUUUUAUGGAUGCGAUGGGAUUCGAUGGAAGCGGAAUCGAAUUGCUGAAGAAUCUCUACAACGCUGCGGUCGCCGAAGAGAACCUUUUGCUUCAACGAAAAGCCAUCAAAUUGUUGAUGAGGACGUGCAAUUUCAUCUUAGGUUACCUUCCUUCUGAACCUGUCAGGAAAAACAGCCAAUUGGAAGCUUUAAAACACUUGAAUUUGAUACGAUUCACCAAAGGGAAUUCUAACAAUUUGAGAAGAAUCGAAACUCGUCCAAAACGCAGCGAUUAUUACGUAGAUUUAUCAGGACCAAUUCCGGUGGAGAUCACCACGCGAAAAUACGCGGAUUCUUACAAAAUCUCCGACGAUUCUCGCCGAUUCCCCGAAUCCACCAUCAAUAAGAAUUUCUAUUUCAAAUUCGAUUUGGAUCAGAGGAGCCAUAGGAAUCAGAAACGCGAAACGCAGCAAGAAAUUCUGUUGAGAAAAAUCGAAAAGGCCAACGAAGAAAUCGAGCAGAUCAAAGCUGAUAUUCGAAAGUUGAUCGAAGAGAUUAACGCUUCUAAUCCUGACGAAAAAAUGCAAGAAAUUAAUUUUGAUCUGACGAAUUCUGAUGAAUUUAAACAGGAGAUUGAUUUUAUUGAUUUAUCUUUAAUGAAUAAUGUGAUGACUACAGAUUUAAAUGAAAUUGUUACGACUUCUACUGAAGCGCCAUCUCUGGACGAUAUCGAAAUUACUACAAUAGUACCUGAUGAUGUAUUGAGUGAUUCAAGCGAAGGUGAUAAUCGCAAAACGAAGAUUGUUGGAAUCCAAGUGGUGAUUGAGAAUGAUUUCAGCACGGAUUCGUCUCUAUUUAUUGAUGAUUUUUCGACUGGGGAGGAAUUGCGGAUUGACCAAGUGAGUAAAGUUGCAGAUGCGAAAAUUGAUAAUCAGGAGAUUUCAUCUGAUGAUGUUAAAGAAAAUGAUAAUCUGAAAUACUCAACUGAUGAUGAUGAAAAUGUUUAUGGAAACGAAAAUUUGAAAAUUUCAUCUGAUGACGAAGAUUUCAAUGAAGAAUGUGCGACUGAAGUUUUAUCAGUUGAGGAGGAAUUGCGGAUUACCCGAGUGAGUGAAGUUGCAGAUACGUUAAUGGAAAUUGGCAAAAUUUCUAAUGAUGUACCAAAGGAAGAAUUUGAUGUUAAUAUUGUGGAUGUGACUGAAAAAUCUGAAGCUUAUGAUGUUGCAACGAUUGAUUCCGAAUUAAACGAUAAAUCCAAUGAAACGACUGAAGUUAAUGCUGAUGUGGUGCCAACAAAGGAAUUCGAUGUUAAUAUUGUAGAUGUCACUGAAAAAGAUGAUGUUUCUGAAGUUGCCGAUCCAGAGUUGACUGAUUACGAAUCGUUAAUGGAAAAUGUUAAUGAAGUUGUCUAUACAACAAUGACGCCCAGUGAAGCACCAUCUACUGAAGAAUUGUCGACCAAUCAAAGAACAGAAGAAAUUGAUGUAACUACAAUAUCUAGUGCAUUUGAACAUAUUGUAGAUGUAACUGAUGUAACAGAUUUAGAUGAUAGAACUGCGAAUUCAAGUGAAGAUGGACGGGAAUUGGAAAGGUAUACAACCGAAGCUGCAGAUGAAGAAACCACAACUUUAAUGGAUGAGAUUUCAACAUUGAGUGAAGAAGCUUCAAUUGAAGUUACAACAAUCCAAGAAGCAUCGAGUGAAAGUAACAAUUUUGAAGUAUCCUUGAUUGACGUAGAUGAUGUUACUGAGGUUGCAGACUCUAACGGUAAGAUUGAGAAGGCGACAUCUGAUAGCAAUUUCGAGGAAUCAGUUGAAAUUUUGAACGCAACCGUUGAACCAACAGAUGACGGUGAUCAUUUAACGAAAACUUUACUGAAAAUUGAGAUCAAUCCAGAGACAGAUGAAAAUGAAGAAUUCAAAGAUGAAUCCGUAUUGGAAGAUUCUGUAAAUGAACCGUCGAAUUUCCGAAGUUUCCGUGUGAAACCUGAUUUGAUUGAUAGCAACUUUGAUCCGUACGAUGAUGAUUUGCUUCUGGUUUAUCCUGAAGAUUAUAACGAUGAAGAUUUCAAAGAGUUCGGGGCUAAAAUCCUUCCAGAAACGAAAAGUAGUUCGAAGAAGUCCGAUAAAAGAUUGAAAUUAAUGAGGAAAAAUGAAGCUGCGCAAGUAAUUGCUAAUGAAAAGUUACUUGCAAGGAACGAUGAAGCUUUGAUGAGAAAAACGGUUCAGUUUCCUAAGAAAUCAACUGCGUUUUUGAAGAUUGAAGACAAAUCUGAGAGGAAAACUGUUAAACCAAAAGUGGUUACUUCAAAUUCAGUACAGAUGGCGUUUGAGUCGAGCAGAACAGUUGAGAGUCCUAGCGUGAGUCUGUUCAAGAAAUACCCGGUCGAGGAGUUGGAAAAUGCCAAUCUGAAGGAUGAGCCAAAUCCGGCUUUGCCGGAAAUCUUCAAAGCGCUGAAGAGUUUCAACGAUUCGGCUGAAUUCGAUUACGUGCCGACGUUGAUCGAUUGGGACGCUUCAGAUACCAAAUCGAAUUUCAAGAACGUUUCCGAAGUCUUAACCAACAUACAAGAGCACAUCAACAAUAGCGGAAAGUUUGUUUUGAGUAACGCUACAGAGCCGAAGAAGUUCGUGUACGUCGUUGUCAAUAAAUCGUUGAUUGCUUCGCCGAUGAAGAAACGCGUUAAACGGAAUUUGAACAGCAAUUACUUUGAGAACGCUGUAUCGCGUUUCAGGCAAAUCUCUCCGAAUUUCGAAGGAUUUUCGUACUUCAAUCAUCAACCGAAGAGAUUCAACAGUUACUUGGAGCCAAAACCGAUCGGUAAAUUGAUCAAAGAAUCACCUGCAUCGGUGAAGGAUCAAGUGGUUUCUUAUAUAACAAAGAAGAAAGAAGUUUCUAAAGUUGCUCCAAAAGAUGAAUCGAAGAACGAAGAUGUCCAAUUCAAUUAUUUACCGCACGUUAACAUCAACAAAGAUUUCGAAGAACCAAAAGUUAUGUUGUUAAAUCCACAAGAGUUUUCUUCGAAUUUCAACAGUUACGACACCGAAAACUGGUUCAAAACUGUUCAUUCCGAAAUGAAUAGGAAAGUUUUCGAUGCGGAAGCACCCAAAGAGAUGUUUUACGGUGUUGUGCCGAACGUUAAGAGAUUGCAUCCGUUCUUUUCGGAGAAUGUUGUUAAUGAUCUGUUGUUGAAUGCUGAAACAUCAACAGUUGCGAAGAGUGAAGAGGAAAUUGGUAAUUUCAAUGAAGAAUAUUAUGGAUUCAAUUUUUUGCCUCUCUACGAUAAGUACAACGAUUUUGCUGAUAUGAACCAGAAGAUUGAGAAUAAGUUAACGUCUGUUGAUGAUGGUGAACCUCCAGCUACCAUGUUUUACGGGGUUUUACCGAGCAAAGAGAAAUUGCAAGAUUUUAAGUCGGUGAAACAAAAUUUUGGUUUCGAUUCUUUACUUCAUCGUGAAAUGUUUAAGGAGUUUGAGGAGAUGAACCAGAAGAUCAUGGAUUUUUUACCAGAUAAGUCAGCUCCAGCUACCAUGUUCUAUGGAGUGUUACCAAAUAAAGGAAGAUUGCAAGAAUUUCAACAAACUCAUCUUGGUUUACUCGAUAGGUAUAGAGAUGUUGAUGGGAUGAACCAGAAGAUCAUGGAUCGUUUACCAGAUAAGUCACCUCCAGCUACAAUGUUUUACGGUGUUCUACCUAAUGAAAAGAAGAUUGUAGAGUUCCAGAAGUUCCAUUCAUCUAAAGAAAGCUCUGAAGUUGAUGAUGAUGAUGAAGAGUUCGUUUUCAGGGAGAAAGGUUUCAACGAGUUACCUUACGUGAAGAACAAUCAAAUCUUCGAUACGAAGAUUUAUUUCCAGUUAGUCUUGGAUAAAGUGAAGAGGCAAAGGGAGGAAGCUUUGAAAAAGACGCAAUCGAAUGAUAAAAUUAAAUUUGAGAAAACGAAAUUUGGAAAUGCUAACGAUGAUCACUACGAGGAAUUCGUUUUUAGCAAUUUGCCGCAUUACAAACCGAAGAAAUUAUUCCAAGAGGAUAGAACGAAUUUGGGUGAAGACAAUGCUGGGAAGAUGAAGAUUGAAGUGAAUUUGGAAAAAGUGAAGGAAUUGUCGAAAGAAGAUGAUCAAAAUAUUGAAGCUACAACCUCAUCUGUUGGAAUUGAAGAAGGAAAUGAAGAUGAAGAUUUGAGCUUCAACAGUUUACCGCUGUUUGAUCAGAAGCAAAAAUUCCAGUUUGUUGAAAAUGAUGAUCAGAAAACUUUGAAUAUUGAUACCACAACUUCGUCAAUUGUAAUUGAAGAUGAAGUUUCUGAAGAUGAAGAUUUGAGCUUCAACAGUUUACCUCUGUUUGAUCAGAAGCAAGAAUUCCAAUUUGUUGAAAAUUAUGAUCAGAAAACUUUGAAUAUUGAAACCACAACUUCGUCAAUUGUAAUUGAAGAUAAAGUUUCAGAAGAUAAAGAUUUGAGCUUCAACAGUUUACCUUUGUUUGACCAGAAGCAAGAAUUCCAGUUUGUUGAAAAUGAUGAUCAGAAAACUUUGAAUAUUGAAACCACCACUUCGUCAAUUGUAAUUGAAGAUGAAGUUUCGAAAAAUGAAGAUUUGAGCUUCAACAGUUUACCUCUUUUUGAUCAGAAACAAGAAUUCCAAUUGGUGAAGACCGACGAUCAAAGUUUUCUGAAUUUUGAUUCAGACAUCGAAAAAGUGGUAAACGAAGAUGCCGAAGAGAGCUUCGACAAUGAAGACAACAAUUUAACGGAUCUGUACGAUGUGCGUCAAUUGGUAAAACCGAAAUUGAAUCAAUCGAAAGUUGAGAAAAAGAUACAAGAACUUGAAAAGAUUUUGAGCGAAGGAGUCGAUGAUUUACCAAAAAAUGAUAAGAUCGUGAAGAAUCAGCAAGAUUUCUUCACUGAAGUGGGAUCAGCGAUUGGGCAGAAUUUCGGUACAAAUUUAGCGGAAGAUUUCCGAAAGUUCGUCCACAAUUUGAAGCAAAACGAAGAUCACCCGAAGACUCGACCGUUCAACAUCUACAAACCUGCUGUUAAAUUCAACUCGAUCCUCCGCAACAUCACCGAAGACCAAUACAUUCCACCUAGUACAGUCGCAUACCAAACCGACGAUUUACCCAACCUCGAGGAUCCGAGAAUCGUAGUUCCGUCCGGGAUGAAAGCGGUGAAUCUGGACGAGAAUACGGAUGGAAUUCUUCAGGCUUUGGAUCAGAUCUUGAAGAUCGAAGCUACGACGACGGCGAACAAUCGGAAUUCGGAUGAGAUCGUUAAGAAUCUGGGUGUGAAGAGUUUUUCACAGUUGAACAGUCAUCGUGGCGACGUGAUGGAUGACUUGGAAAGUGAUGAAAGUGUUGAAGAAGACGCGUUCGAAGAGUUUCCUUUGGACGGUCAUAAGAUGUUAUAUCUAUCAAAGGUGUACAAUCCCGAGGAAGACGUGGAUGGAAAGAAACUUUUGGCUUUCAUGUAUCCCGAGUUCGGGAAAAGAAUCGAUCCCGAAACCAAAUAAUUAUUAAUAUUGUUUAAAUUAUAUAACUAUUGUAUAAGUUUAGUUAAUCUUGAUGUGAAAAUAAAAAAUCUCU
Nicrophorus vespilloides is the source of this 6068-nucleotide messenger RNA. RefSeq lists its product as uncharacterized. The record is from RefSeq and is a predicted model, not a curated record. The transcript is spliced from 2 exons. Lineage: Eukaryota; Metazoa; Arthropoda; Insecta; Coleoptera; Silphidae. The coding region runs from base 521 to 5995 and encodes 1824 amino acids.